GAAAACUUUUAAUAAUAAUAAUAAUAAUAAUAAUUAAAGAUCAAUCAAACUAUCUAUAUUCAUUCAUAUGCAAUAAGAAAAAUCAAAUCAAAUUUCCCUAAGUGCCAACAAACAUGGCUGGUGGAGGAUUUACAACGAGUGCAGGGGAUGCACAUUAUGAAGCUAAGAUCACAGUAACUGUCAUAAUCUCUUGCAUUAUGGCUGCUACCGGUGGUCUUAUGUUUGGUUAUGAUAUUGGAAUUUCAGGGGGUGUGACAUCAAUGCCUCCCUUCUUGAAAAGUUUUUUCCCAGAUAUAUACCAAAGGACACAAGAAGCAUCAUCUGUUGAAAGCAAUUACUGCAAAUAUGACAAUCAAAAGCUUCAGUUAUUCACAUCAUCUCUUUACCUUGCAGCCUUGGUAGCUUCCAUGGCUGCUUCCCCUGUAACCAGAAAGCUAGGUCGCAAACAAACUAUGUUAGUUGCUGGAAUUCUCUUCAUUUUUGGCACUGCCGUAAGUGCCUCUGCUGGCACCCUUAUCCUCCUCAUUUUAGGCAGAAUCUUACUUGGUUUUGGUGUUGGUUUCGCCAAUCAGGCUGUGCCAGUGUUUCUAUCUGAGAUAGCACCUACAAGAAUUCGUGGAGCACUCAACAUUUUGUUCCAGCUGAACAUCACAGUAGGAAUUCUGAUAGCAAAUCUUGUGAAUUGGUUUAUGUCAAAACUGGAGGGUGGAUAUGGGUGGAGAAUUUCAUUGGCUGGAGCAGGAGUUCCUGCAGUUAUGUUAACAUUGGGGUCAAUCAUAGUGGAUGAUACCCCAAACAGUCUCAUUGAAAGAGGUAAAGAGGAAGAAGGGAAAGCUGUGCUAAAAAAGAUUCGUGGUGUUGAAAAUGUUGAUCCUGAGUUUCAUGAUAUUCUUAAAGCUAGUAAAGUUUCUGUAGCUGUUAAAAGUCCCUUCAAGGACCUUCUCAAGCCCCACAAUCGUCCUCCAUUGACCAUUGCCAUCUUUAUGCAGGUAUUCCAACAAUUCACCGGUAUCAAUGCAAUCAUGUUCUAUGCUCCAGUAUUGUUCAACACCUUAGGAUUUCACAGUGAGGCUUCUCUUUACUCAUCAGUGAUCACGGGAGGUGUGAAUGUUUUGUCAACCUUAGUGUCUGUCUAUUUUGUGGACAAAGUUGGUAGGAAAGUGCUCCUAUUAGAAGCAUGUGUACAAAUGUUUGUGUCACAAGUUGUAAUUGGCACAGUUCUUGGUUUGAAACUCCAAGAUCAUUCAGAUAGCUUGGGUAAAGGGUAUGCAAUGUUGGUGGUUGUUCUGGUAUGCACUUUUGUUGCAUCAUUUGCUUGGUCGUGGGGUCCACUUGGUUGGUUAAUUCCUAGUGAGACAUUUCCUUUAGAGACAAGAUCAGCUGGACAGAGUGUGACUGUGUUCACAAACAUGCUCUUCACAUUUAUUAUUGCACAAGCUUUCUUGUCCAUGUUGUGUACCCUCAAGUUUGGGAUUUUCUUGUUUUUCUCUGCUUGGGUGUUUGUUGCGUCACUUUUCACUGUCUUCUUGAUUCCAGAGACAAAGAAUGUCCCAAUUGAAGAUAUGGCUGAGAAGGUUUGGAAACAACAUUGGUUCUGGAAGAAAUAUAUGAGUUAUGCAGAUUAAACCCAUAUAUAUGAGUAUUAAAUAUUCAAUCUUAAUUACGUGCUUGCUACAUGCCUCUCACAUACAACAAACUCUAACUUUGAUUCCAAUCCUUCUUCAGAAAAACAAUAAAAACUUUAAUUCACCUCACCUUAACAUUUUCAGUCAGAUAGGCCCUUAUAAAAGGGGUAACACUGUCAUUACCUAUUUAUUUCUUUUCUUUUAAUGGGAAAUUUAGAAUAGAGGAUAUAUACUCUCUAUUGAGGGUUUAGGGAGAAUCAUCUACCUCAACUAUAGUUUAUGUAUGUAUACCGUAGAAAAUUCAUAUUUGAACCGAAAUCAAUAAUUAGAGUUACUUAAAAGUCCGAUUAUGACAAUUUUUUUUUUUGUCUUUUCAAUCGGACAUGUAUUCCCCUCUCUCAUUUUUUUUUUUGACUCAAUGUAUUUUUCUCUUUCAUGUAAAUACGGCA
This is a messenger RNA of Cicer arietinum (chickpea), 2074 nucleotides long. RefSeq names its product sugar transport protein 13-like. Gene Ontology annotation, biological process: monosaccharide transmembrane transport. Gene Ontology annotation, molecular function: monosaccharide transmembrane transporter activity. Gene Ontology annotation, cellular component: membrane. NCBI's taxonomy places the organism in Eukaryota, Viridiplantae, Streptophyta, Magnoliopsida, Fabales, Fabaceae. The record is from RefSeq and is a predicted model, not a curated record.